Molecule: messenger RNA, 3419 nt
Organism: Electrophorus electricus (electric eel)
Lineage: Eukaryota; Metazoa; Chordata; Actinopteri; Gymnotiformes; Gymnotidae
Gene: atp2a1
Product: ATPase sarcoplasmic/endoplasmic reticulum Ca2+ transporting 1
Biological process (GO): calcium ion transport
Cellular component (GO): membrane
Molecular function (GO): ATP binding; P-type calcium transporter activity; ATP hydrolysis activity
Source: RefSeq, a predicted model, not a curated record
AGGAGCAGUAGGGGAGACAGCAGAGAGAGAGGGGCAGAGAGAGAGAUCGGGGGCCGCUGAUAUAGUCCCAAAAUCCACACUUUCAAAAAGUGUUGCGUCCCCAGGAGCAGAGCGGAUGGAGAACGCCCACACCCAGGAGGCCACUGCGUGCCUGGCUCACUUCAGUGUGAGCGAGAGCACAGGCCUCGCUCCCGACCAGGUGAAGAAGAACCUGGCCAAGUAUGGCUAUAACGAGCUGCCUGCUGAGGAAGGUAAGUCGAUCUGGGAGCUGGUCUUGGAACAGUUUGAAGAUUUGCUGGUCAGGAUUUUGCUGCUGGCUGCUUGCAUCUCUUUUGUCCUGGCCUGGUUUGAAGAAGGGGAAGAGACAGUCACGGCUUUCGUCGAACCCUUCGUCAUCCUCCUCAUCCUCAUCGCCAAUGCAGUGGUUGGAGUUUGGCAGGAGCGCAACGCAGAGAGUGCCAUUGAAGCGCUGAAGGAGUACGAGCCAGAGAUGGGUAAGGUGUACCGUGCGGACCGCAAGAGCGUGCAGAGGAUCAAGGCCAGGGAGAUCGUGCCCGGAGACAUCGUGGAGGUGUCCGUUGGUGAUAAGGUCCCUGCUGAUAUUAGAAUCACCUCCAUCAAGUCCACAACUCUGCGUGUGGACCAGUCUAUUCUCACAGGAGAAUCUGUGAGCGUGAUUAAGCACACAGAUUCAGUUCCUGACCCCAGAGCCGUCAACCAGGACAAGAAAAACAUGCUCUUCUCAGGCACCAACAUCGCUGCUGGCAAAGCCGUCGGCAUCGCCGUUGCCACCGGCGUCUCCACGGAGAUCGGUAAGAUCCGUGACCAGAUGGCGGCGACGGAGCAGGAAAAGACGCCGCUACAGCAGAAGCUGGACGAGUUCGGCGAGCAGCUCUCCAAGGUCAUCUCGCUCAUCUGUGUCGCCGUGUGGAUCAUCAACAUCGGCCACUUCAGCGACCCCGUGCACGGCGGCUCCUGGAUCCGCGGCGCCGUCUACUACUUCAAGAUCGCCGUGGCGCUGGCCGUGGCUGCCAUCCCCGAGGGUCUGCCUGCUGUCAUCACCACCUGCCUGGCACUGGGCACACGGCGUAUGGCGAGGAAGAACGCCAUCGUGCGCUCACUGCCCUCCGUAGAGACACUGGGCUGCACCUCCGUCAUCUGCUCUGACAAGACCGGCACCCUCACCACAAACCAGAUGUGUGUGACCAAGAUGUUCAUCAUUGAGAAGGUGGAAGGCACCUCUGUGACGCUAGAUCAGUAUGACAUCUCUGGCUCCAAGUAUACUCCUGAGGGAGAGGUAACUAAGCAUGGAGCACCUGUACAGUGUGGUCAGCAUGAUGGUCUGGUGGAGCUGGCCACUAUCUGUGCCCUGUGUAAUGACUCCUCUUUGGACUACAACGAGUCUAAGGGCAUCUACGAGAAGGUGGGUGAGGCCACUGAAACAGCGCUGUGUUGUCUGGUGGAGAAGAUGAACGCGUUUAACACUGAUGUCCAUGGCCUGUCCAAGGUGGAGAGGGCAAAUGCCUGCUGCUCUGUCAUCAAACAGCUGAUGAAAAAAGAGUUCACGCUGGAGUUCUCCCGUGACAGAAAGUCCAUGUCCGUCUACUGCUCCCCCACAAAGGCCUCCAAAGCCCCACUGGGCAACAAGAUGUUUGUCAAGGGGGCACCUGAAGGGGUGAUUGAUCGGUGUGCUUACGUCCGCGUGGGCACCACCCGCCUGCCCCUGACCGGGCCCGUGAAAGAGAAGAUUCUGGCGGUCAUUAAGGAGUGGGGCACAGGUCGCGACACCCUGCGUUGCCUGGCCCUGGCCACCCGGGACAGCCCUAUAAGCAAGGAGGAGAUGAACCUGGAGGACUCCACCAAGUUCGUCGAGUAUGAGACGGACCUGACGUUUGUGGGCUGUGUGGGCAUGUUGGAUCCCCCUCGUAAGGAGGUCAUGGGCUCCAUUCAGCUCUGCAAGGCUGCUGGCAUCCGGGUUAUUAUGAUCACUGGUGACAACAAAGGAACUGCAGUGGCCAUCUGUCGUCGCAUCGGUAUCUUUGGUGAGGAUGAGGAUGUGAUGGGCCGAGCCUUCACAGGCCGGGAGUUCGAUGACCUGCCACUAGCUCUGCAGAGAGAGGCGGUGCGUCGGGCCUGCUGUUACGCCCGCGUUGAGCCCUCCCACAAGAGCAAGAUCGUGGAGUUUCUGCAGAGCUUCGAUGAGAUCACCGCCAUGACUGGCGAUGGUGUGAACGAUGCCCCUGCCCUGAAGAAGGCGGAAAUUGGCAUCGCCAUGGGCUCUGGCACUGCUGUUGCCAAGUCAGCCUCGGAGAUGGUCCUGGCCGACGACAACUUCUCAUCCAUUGUGGCAGCUGUGGAGGAAGGCCGAGCCAUCUACAACAACAUGAAGCAGUUCAUCCGCUACCUCAUCUCCUCCAACGUGGGCGAGGUGGUCUGUAUCUUCCUGACUGCUGCUCUUGGUUUGCCUGAGGCUCUGAUCCCAGUACAGUUGUUGUGGGUGAACCUGGUCACUGAUGGACUUCCUGCCACAGCUCUGGGCUUUAACCCCCCUGACCUGGACAUCAUGGGCAAGGCACCCCGCUCCCCAAAGGAGCCCCUCAUCUCUGGCUGGCUCUUCUUCAGAUACCUGGCCAUCGGAAGUUACGUUGGCGCUGCUACAGUAGCUGCUGCAGCAUGGUGGUUCAUCUAUGCUGAUGAUGGCCCCAUGGUUACCUUCUACCAGCUGUCCCACUUCAUGCAGUGCACCGCCGAGAACGAGGACUUCGCCGACAUUGAGUGUGAGGUGUUUGAAUCUGCCCCCCCCAUGACCAUGGCUCUGUCUGUGCUGGUCACCAUCGAGAUGUGCAACGCACUAAAUAGCUUGUCAGAGAAUCAGUCCCUGGUCCGCAUGCCGCCCUGGAGUAAUAUCUGGUUGGUGGGCGCCAUGUCUCUGUCCAUGUCUCUACACUUCAUGAUCAUCUACAUUGAUCCUCUACCUGUGAUUUUCAAGUUGACUCACCUGACCCUGGAUCAGUGGGUGGUCGUAAUGAAGCUUUCACUCCCGGUCAUCCUCAUUGAUGAACUGCUCAAGUUUAUUGCUCGAAACUACCUGGAGCAGAAAGAUGACAACCUGGUGUCGAAAAAAUGGGACUGAACACUAGGAGGGCAGGAAACAGAAGAGACGAAGAGGCCAAUGAUGAAGCGCACCAAAGAACAAGGCUGCUUAGCAACUGGGAAAGGAGUUCACCAACUAACCAAUCACUUUACAGGGAUCAUCAUCAAGUAACCACACCCCAAAAUGGGAAAUAUAUAGAAAAAGAGCUAAACAAAUUUGUUUGAUUGUAUUGUGAUUUAAAUUAAUAUAUAUUUAUAGAAUAAUAAACAGUAAUCUGAUAUUCUAAUGAUUCUAUUAUUUUAAAAAAAUAAAGAUAUAUAUUUAA